AUGGUGCUGCGAGCAUUCUGGAAUACUGGAGUUGGCUUGGUGCAUCGACUUGUCAUGAAGGGGUCGAUGAAGAAAGGAGUUUUGGGCGUGAGUUAUCCUUCUGUAUGGAAAGCUAGAGCGGGACUUUUAGAUUGCGAUGUGAACCUGCACCUCAAUAAUUCGUCUUACCUUUACAAUAUGGGACUCGCGCGUUGGUUUUUUACAGCAGUCAAUGGAACGGUGUGGCAGACGAUUAAAAACCGUCGCAUGAUCUUGGUAAGCUGCCAUUGGAUGGAAGUUGAGGAAUGA
This is a messenger RNA of Plasmopara halstedii, 288 nucleotides long. RefSeq lists its product as uncharacterized. The record is from RefSeq and is a predicted model, not a curated record. The coding region runs from base 1 to 288 and encodes 95 amino acids. NCBI's taxonomy places the organism in Eukaryota, Oomycota, Peronosporomycetes, Peronosporales, Peronosporaceae. The transcript is spliced from 2 exons.